AUGCCGGGCGAGUCGGAUGGGGACGCCGGAUACAGCGCCCCCCGCUAUAACAAGAGCUCCUCUUCCGCGUCAUCGAUGACCAGUAGCGGCAGCCUCUGCGGCCGAUGCAGCAGCUUCUCUCCCCGCGCGUCCUCCGCCUUGGACGUUCCUCUGCAAGCUGCAACGGAACGAGGGCUCUCCCUGUUGUCUGAGAAGCCGCCGCCAAAGGAAUCGGCUGCCGAAGAUGGCCGCCGCCUACUCUCCCUCCCUUCUCGGAAGCCCCACCGCUCAUCCGAUCCCGCCUGGGCGGCCAUCCGCAGUAUCGGUGCCAUCGUCGGCCCCAAGGACUUCAAGCUUGUCCGCCGCCUUGGUAGCGGCGACAUUGGGACGGUCUAUCUCUGCCGUCUUCGGGACGAUCUUCACCGGCCGGAUUCUCCGUCCUUGCCCUCGCCGCCGCCGUUCUACGCCAUGAAAGUUGUUGACAAACGAGAGCUUGCGAAAAAGAAGAAGCUGGGUCGGGCAGAGGCAGAGCGUCGCGUCCUGAGUGCACUCGACCACCCCUUCCUCCCUACGCUCUACGCAGACUUCGACGCCCCUCCGCACUUCUCCUGCGCCGUCAUAGAAUUCUGCUCCGGCGGCGAUCUUUACUCCCUCCGCCAUCGCCAGCCAUCCAAGCGCUUCCCCCUUUCUGCCGUGAGGUACUUCUCGCUUCUUAGUUCAGCUAAUUUGAUCAGAUUCCUUGUCUGCUGAAAUUCACUGGUUUCUGCUUAUUUCUGCAGAUUCUAUGGGGCGGAGGUGCUCCUGGCGCUGGAGUAUCUCCACAUGCUUGGCGUAGUCUACCGUGACUUGAAGCCGGAGAACGUGCUGAUAAGAUCAGAUGGUCACAUCAUGCUCUCAGACUUCGACCUCUCUCUGGAGUCAAUCGCUUCCCCUGCUGUCCGAUAUUCUCCCGACCGUUGCGGCGGAGGCACACCGUGGUUACCCAAGUCCAAUGAGAGUCGGUGGUCGCUGUGUCUUCCUCAGCGGCUGUCUCGUUUCAUGAGGCCGUGGGGGGGCAAGGACCCGAGUCGGAUCGGCCCCGACAGUUUAUCUCGGAGCCGCUCUACGAGGUCUUCUUCGUCGGCGGCUGGCCGGUUUUUCGUGGCAGAGCCGGUGGAAGCGCGUUCCUGCUCCUUCGUCGGCACACACCAAUACGUGGCGCCCGAGGUAGCCGCCGGCGGGGCCCAUGGCGCCGCUGUCGACUGGUGGGCCUUCGGGGUUUUCCUCUACGAGCUGGCUUACGGCUGCACUCCCUUCGCCGGACCUACCAACUCGGCCACACUCCGUAAUAUUGUGCAAUCUCCGCUGACCUUCCCACAGCAAGCGGCGGCGGCGGCGCCUGGUGAGGUCAGAUUGAGGGAGCUGAUCUCCGCGCUGCUGGAGAAGGACCCAGCGGCGCGUCUUGGUUCCAGCUGCGGUGCAGCGGAGCUGAAGAGCCACCCCUUCUUCGAGGGACUCAACUUUGCGUUGCUUCGGUCGCAGCCGCCGCCGGUUGUGCCCGGUGCGCCACCGUGCUCCGCUCGUUCGAAGUCCUGCCGGGAGCAGCACCGUGGGGGUGCUAAGUCCCACCGGUCGUCUUUUGACUUCUACUUUUGA
This is a messenger RNA of Spirodela intermedia, 1614 nucleotides long. NCBI's taxonomy places the organism in Eukaryota, Viridiplantae, Streptophyta, Magnoliopsida, Alismatales, Araceae. The record is from the annotation of a GenBank genome assembly.